AUGACAAAUGGCCGGAAAGCUGAAGAAUUCAAAACAUUCUUUAAAAUUCGCAGAGAACUGUCUACUCAUAACAAUAUCAUAUUACGUGGAAAUAGGAUAGUUAUUCCACAAGCUAUGAGAGGUCAAGUGUUAAAAAUAGCACAUGAAAGUCACCAGGGAAUUGUAAAGACUAAACAAAUGUUGAGAGAGAAAGUGUACUGGCCAGGAAUUGACUCAGAAAUAGAGGAAUUAAUUAGGACUUGCGAACAAUGCCAGCUAAACUCCUUUCCUCCAAAACAACCAACAAUCACACCUACGGAAUUACCAGACCGCCCGUGGCAAACUGUAGGGAUGGACCUUACAGGACCGUUCCCCGGGGGAGAACAUAUUCUUGUAGUCAUUGACUACUACUCCAGAUUUCCAGAAGCAGAAAUCAUCAAAAAUACAUCAUCAAGAACAAUAAUAAAUAAACUGAUGCGUAUUUUCGCAACACAUGGACUACCGGAAACUAUAAAAACUGACAAUGCGCCAAAUAUGGUAUCAGCUGAAAUCACAGAAUUUUUCAGACCGAAAUGGAAAUAA
Messenger RNA from Mercenaria mercenaria, 561 nucleotides. RefSeq lists its product as uncharacterized. The coding region runs from base 1 to 561 and encodes 186 amino acids. NCBI's taxonomy places the organism in Eukaryota, Metazoa, Mollusca, Bivalvia, Venerida, Veneridae. Gene Ontology annotation, biological process: DNA integration. Gene Ontology annotation, molecular function: nucleic acid binding. The transcript has a single exon. The record is from RefSeq and is a predicted model, not a curated record.